This is a messenger RNA of Knipowitschia caucasica, 1053 nucleotides long. The record is from the annotation of a GenBank genome assembly. Lineage: Eukaryota; Metazoa; Chordata; Actinopteri; Gobiiformes; Gobiidae.
AUGGACCUUCUGCACAGCUGGGGGGUCGAGCUUUCUGUGAAUCUGCAAAACAAGUAUCGCAGCUAUGAAGGACUGUUUGGUCUGGCCUCGUCCGUGGCAGAUCUGCACAUGACCUUUUUCUUAUUUUUCCCAUUUUGGUUUCACCUGCGACGGGACGUGGCCAUCCGCCUCAUCUGGGUGGCUGUGGUCGGAGACUGGCUCAACCUGGUUCUGAAAUGGGUGCUGUUUGGAGAGCGUCCGUACUGGUGGGUCCACGAGACUGGCUUCUAUGGCUCAGGCCCGGCUCCGUCUCUGCAGCAGUUUCCCAUCACGUGUGAGACUGGACCAGGAAGCCCCUCAGGUCACGCUAUGGGAGCGGCUGGAGUCUGGUACGUGAUGGUCACAGCUCUGCUCUCCAUGGCAACAGAGAAACAGUGUCCAGCGCUGCUGUACAAGUUCCUCCAGGUGCUGCUGACUUCUGUGAUGGCCGCCGUCCUGCUGAUCGUCUGCAUGUCUCGAGUUUACAUGGCUGCACAUUUCCCUCAUCAAGUCAUCGCUGGUGUCCUCACAGGGAUCCUCGUUGCUGAAGUGGUCUCUCAGUUCAGGUGGAUCUACAGCGCUAGUUUAAACAAAUACUUCUUCAUCACCCUCUUCCUCACCUCCUUCGCUGUGGCCUUCUACCUGCUGCUCAGAGCAGUGGGCGUGGACCUCCUCUGGACCAUGGAGAAGGCCCAGAAGUGGUGCAUCCAUCCAGAGUGGGUUCACCUGGACACUGCCCCCUUCGCCAGCCUGCUGCGCAACAUGGGGACCCUGUCCGGCCUGGGCCUGGGUCUCCACUCGCCCCUGUACAAAAACACUAAACAGAGGAGUUAUGGCUUCAGGAGCAGCUGCACCGCAGUCUCUCUGGCUCUGCUUUAUGUUGUGGAUGGAUGGACAUUUUCACCUGAAAACCACACCAGCUUCUAUUUCCUGUCAUUUGGAAAAAGCACUUUAGCGAUUUUUAUUCCUACCUCAUUAGUUCCUUGGGCACUGGGCAAGAUUUUUACAGAAGAAAAAGGCGGCAAGUAUCGGUAA